Molecule: messenger RNA, 1092 nt
Organism: Arachis ipaensis
Lineage: Eukaryota; Viridiplantae; Streptophyta; Magnoliopsida; Fabales; Fabaceae
Source: RefSeq, a predicted model, not a curated record
AUGGUGUCAUGCGAAUCGCAGGAGUCAUAUAUUUGGGUUCUUCGCCAGUUUCUGGAAUGCAUGCAAGGUAAGGCACCGCAAUCAGUCAUCACGGAUGGCGACCCGGCCAUGCGUAUAGCAAUCCGCACCGUUUUUCCUGACGCACAUCAUCGGUUGUGUGCCUGGCAUCUGCUGAGGAACUCGACUGCUAACAUAAGCGACCCGAGAUUCACACAAAUGUUUAGACACUGCAUGCUGGCAGAUAUGGAAAUCGAAGAGUUCGAAGCGUAUUGGGAGUCAAUGGUCAAUGAGUGCGGUGUCAGGGAGGUUGAGUGGGUUAAGGACUUGUACACCAAAAAGCACGCUUGGGCAACCGCAUACAUUUGUGGUAGAUUUUUUGCUGGAGUACGGACAACCUCUAGGUGCGAGUCACUACACGCCAAACUAGGGAGGUUUGUUGAGAGCAGGUACGGGGUGUUAGAAUUUGUCAGAAAUUUUCAAAGGUGUGUGGAUUUUCUGCGUGACACCGAGGAUGAGCUAGACUUUCGUUCAUGGUAUGGAACACCUGUGCUACAAACGGAGUUCGUUGAGCUGGAAAAGUCUGGAUGGACUAUGUUCACCCGCGAAAUGUUUCUCAGAUACCGGGAUAGCCUGAAACGGUGUGUUCGUGUUAGAAUAUGUGAAUUUGAUGACAGUGACAACCCUCAUGCAUAUACUCUUCAGAAGUAUCGGAGGCCUGAGAUGAAUUGGAAGGUUUAUAGGGACCAUAUCUCGAACAGAUUUAGUUGCACCUGCAUGCGUAUGGAGUCGUUUGGCAUUCCUUGUGUGCAUAUCCUUUCCGUCUGUGUUAUGCUAGACUUGGUGGAAAUCCCUGAAAGCCUGGUGCUGCGUAGGUGGUCUAAGGCAGCCAAAUUGGAGAUACAUAACCAAUGUGGUGAGCAACACAUUGUUGAACCAAGUGUGACCUAUAGGACACGAUUGGGUGCUUUCUCCCAGCUGUGCAAGCGUUUAGGGCGCGUUGCUUGCAUGAGCGAUGAAGACUUCAAGGUUUACUCAAACAAGCUUAUGAGCGAUGCUCUGUUCCUUGAAAUAAAGUACGGCUUAGACCAUUAA